Humulus lupulus (European hop) is the source of this 1142-nucleotide messenger RNA. Its product is annotated as suppressor of disruption of TFIIS-like. The transcript is spliced from 9 exons. The record is from RefSeq and is a predicted model, not a curated record. NCBI's taxonomy places the organism in Eukaryota, Viridiplantae, Streptophyta, Magnoliopsida, Rosales, Cannabaceae. Bases 192 to 1028 code for a protein of 278 amino acids.
UCCUUCUAGAUGUUCGCUCUUGCAUCCAAUAAAAUCCCCCCAUUCCCCUCCUCAUUACACCAAACGUUACCCCCUCUCUCUCUCUCUCUUUCUCUCCUCAGUCCACUUUUCUCUUUUGAUCUUCAUUUCCUUCAGAACCGGCCAUUUUGGAUCUGUUUUGACUUAAGUUAAGAGCAAAUUAUUGAUCAAAAAUGGAAAACAAGGAUCAGUUCCAACAAUCUUUAGAAUCAAAAUACGACUGUCUUCUCUUUGAUUUGGAUGACACUCUUUAUUCUAAGGCUUCGGGUCUUUCAGCUCAAGUCACCAAGAACAUUAAAGAAUAUAUGAUUCAAAAGCUUGAAAUAGAGGAGGAUAAAGUUCCUGAACUAUGUUCCUCUUUGUACAAGAAUUAUGGGACUACAAUGGCUGGUCUUAAGGCUAUGGGCUAUGGAUUUGACUUUGAUGACUUCCACAGUUUCGUCCAUGGGAGAUUGCCUUACAAUCUGCUUAAACCUGACCAUGUUCUGAGGAGUCUUUUGCUCAGCAUUCCUAUUCCGAAAGUUAUUUUUACAAAUGCGGACAAGAAUCAUGCGGCUAGAGCGCUUAGCAGGCUUGGAUUGGAGGAUUGCUUUCAGGAUAUUAUAUGCUUUGAGACUCUAAAUCCCAAUUAUAAGGAAGUUAUGCCUGCUGUUAGCAAUGAUGAAAUUGAGUUGGGACCAAGCAGUAACAAUGGAGAUUCAGCUCUUCCAAAGACUCCAGUUGUCUGCAAACCAUUUGACAAUUCAUUUGAUGAAGUUUUCAAGAUGCUGAAAAUCAACCCUCAACGAGCGGUAUUCUUUGAUGACAACAUCCUUAACAUCCAAACUGGGAAAAAACUGGGCCUCACCACUGUUUGGGUUGGUUGUUCUCACCGAAUUGCCGGUGUAGAUUAUGCGUUAGAGAGCAUUCAUAACAUCAAAGAAGCAAUACCGGAGCUGUGGGUAGCCGAAGAGUCCAAAAGUGUCAAAUAUUCUCGGAAAGUUGGAAUUGCAACAAUUGUACAAGCUUAGUUUAUAUGUUAUUAAUGUGACAUAAUAUGAGGGUAGCCAAGUGUUCUUUGUCUAACCCCUUCUUAUAUAUGCUUUGUACUAAUUUGAAUAUCAAUAAAAGGGUACAUUAUUCUA